AUGGAUGGACAUCGAUGGAAAUGUUUUAUAACUAACUUUUUGCCAAAACUUAAAACAUUUCGAUUUAAAAUGGCUAUUUAUUUUUAUAAUUUUGAUAUUGUUAAAGAACGAGGUAAUUACAUGCUCGAUUCAUUGCAAAGUCAAUUUUGGAUUGAUGAACAUCAAUGGUUUGUUCGAUGUCAUUGGAACUCAGAAAAUAAAUACAAUCAAUGUAUUUUGUUUUAUACUUUAUCAUAUACUUUCUCACAUUUAUCUAUUACUAAUAAUCAUCUAUGGUCUAGAUCAACAUUUCCUUAUCAUCGUAAUGAUUGGUCAUCUUCUCGUGUUCGUUGUUUAUCAUAUAAUGCUCGCUAG
Messenger RNA from Rotaria sordida, 354 nucleotides. The record is from the annotation of a GenBank genome assembly. NCBI's taxonomy places the organism in Eukaryota, Metazoa, Rotifera, Eurotatoria, Philodinida, Philodinidae.